Messenger RNA from Eublepharis macularius, 1183 nucleotides. RefSeq lists its product as uncharacterized. Lineage: Eukaryota; Metazoa; Chordata; Lepidosauria; Squamata; Eublepharidae. The transcript has 2 exons. Bases 129 to 1142 code for a protein of 337 amino acids. The record is from RefSeq and is a predicted model, not a curated record.
UCUCGCAGGAAGCCAGCCAGGCCCGCCCGCCCGCUUGCGCACUCCCAAGGCCGCCGCGCCCGGAGGAAACUGACGCGUCUGCAAACGCCGGAGGAGGGGAAGACACCGCGGCGCGCCCCGAGAACUCCAUGGCUGCCAUCGCCUCCCGGACGGAGUCUCCCGGCACAGACGUCUUUGCCUCUCGCCACGGUGCCUUCAUCGUCCGCUCAGACCUGGGUUACUUCCUUCAAGCUCUGGACUUCUCCUCAGGUCAGGAUCUCAAGGUGUGGGAGCUGCACCCAGCCUGUCGUGGUGGGGACCACUAUGUGGGAGACCCGUCCAGUUCUGCCAUAUACCUCCUCCGUGGGGACACGGUCUUCAAAGUCCUGGACCUGAGCUCUGAACCUCCCAGCGGCGCCCUCCCUUUGCACUCCAGCUGCCGAGGGGGUGACCAUUACGCCUUUUGUGAGGGCCGCUUCUUCAUCUUUUUCCUGGCACGUGGCGUGGUCCUCUCUGUGGCUGACUUGGUCACUGGAAGCGCAGCUAAAGAGAGCAGUCUGGAGUCCACGUUUAUUCAUGGAUUGUAUUAUUACGGGUCUGACGCCACUCGCCUUGCCUGCUUCAAGAUGGACGCAGAAAAUGGCCUUCGUGGCCACCGGUUAUCUACAGCAGGAGACGAAGAGGUCUUCUCCGUCCACCCCGACAUCGUCUCAUUCCUCCCUGGUGGCCUGGCUGUCACUUGUGGGCCUGCCUUUGGAGCUUGGGAGUGUCUGAAACUGAUCUCCAAUGCCACAGACCUGCCUGUGCCCGGCAGCCAUGAAAUCACAAGGAAAGUAGGGUAUUCCAAGACAGUGUUAGGCCAAAAAUUCUCCAUCUCCGGAUCUCUGGAUUCCGAGUCAUUGGCCGUCUCCCUUCUCCAGGCUCAGUUUUCGCUCCCCACCGCUUAUGGGGGGAUGGGGCUGCGAACGGAACAGGAAGAGUGGGAGGAAGUGGCUGAAGAAGGGGAGCCCUUACGGGUGAUCUUGCAGCCGAGGCAGAAGCUGUAUUGGUGGCAGUACCGCCUAGGCUUGGGCAAAGAGCCAACCCUGUUCUGCCGGUCUCUGAAGGUCACCCGCAGCCCUUCGCCCCCUACCCAUAUACCUCUGCCGCUGGCUGACUCUUGAUUCCUCUUGGUGGUGGGUGAAAUAAAAAAGGUACCAACUUC